Molecule: messenger RNA, 2265 nt
Organism: Brassica napus (rape)
Lineage: Eukaryota; Viridiplantae; Streptophyta; Magnoliopsida; Brassicales; Brassicaceae
Exons: 5
Coding region: 1-2265 (754 amino acids)
Source: RefSeq, a predicted model, not a curated record
AUGGCUGAAGCAUGUAAGAUCAGAGAGAUGAGAUUCAAAGGCAACAGCCUCUCUUGGGCCGGUAAGAGAGACAACGUCUGGAUACAGUGUCGUUUGGAUAGAAGUUUUGGUAAUGAUGCAUGGUUUCGUCUCUUUCCCCAAUCAUCAACUGAGUACAUGAGUAUGUGGCCCUCUGACCACCGACCGUUGCGAAUUGAGUUUGCAUUGGAACCAGAGAGUCUACAAAGAGGACGGUUUUACUUUGAUAAGCGGAUGUUUGGUAAAAGAGGUGUAGAGAGAAGCCUCAUUCGUGGUUGGGAGGCAGAGAAUGACUCGUCGGAUCUAAGUGUUCUAGACCGCAUUGCUCAAUGCAGAACGGAACUAGCUAAGCUUAAAAAAGCUAGUGAUUGGAACUCUAAAACAAAGAUCGAACAUCUGCAAACUGAGCUUGAAAAAGAAUCAUCGAAACGGUUCCCAGUCUUUGGUGUCUUGAGGAGGCUAAAACAAGAACUUUCUAAAGCAUUCUACGAAGAGGAGAUUUUCUGGAGACAGAGGAGUCGAGAAGAAUGGCUGAGAGAGGGGGACAGAAACACCACGUACUUUCACAAUGUCAUAAAAGGAAAAAGGAUAAGGAAUAAAAUCAUGAUGUUGAAGGAUAUAUUUGGUAAUGAGCACUUCACAGAGGGGUCUAAAGGGAACAUAGCGGUUGAGUACUUUCGUGACCUCUUCACUAGCUCAAACCCGGUUGAUCUGGAAACUUUAUUUGAAGGUUUCAACGCCAGGGAGACCACCGAGAUGAACGAUAGUCUGACGAGAGAAGUGUCACCAGAGGAAAUUAAGAAGGCGACGUUUGGAAUAAAAGCGAGCAGUUCACCAGGGGAAGAUGGUCUCACGGGCUUCUUUUACCAAAAGUACUGGCACGUGGUUGGUCCUAAACUGAUCCAGGAUGUGCAAGAGAUGAAGGACAUGAGGCCCAUAAGUCUUUGUACUGUCCAGUACAAAAUUAUCUCGAGGAUUAUGUGUAAUAGACUCAAGCUGAUACUCCUAGAGAUAAUCUCAGAGACACAAGGAACCUUUGUGGGAGGCCGGCUUAUCACAGACAAUGUGAUCAUCGCACAUGAGCUAGUGCACGGUCUGGGUACGAACGAAAAGAUUGGUAGCCAGAGUAUGGCUGUGAAAACAGACAUGUUGAAAGCCUACGAUCGAUUAAUCAACAAGGCCAAGUCGUCAAUUAUCUUUGGAAAAGGCAUCGGGGAUAAAACUAAGGCGGAUGUCAAGCUAGCUUUGGGCAUCGACAAGGAAGGGGGUGAAGGGACUUACUUGGGGUUGCCUGGGUGUUUCAAAGGCUCAAAACGGGACCUUUUAAGUUUCAUUAAAGAGAAGCUGGAAGGCGGACUCCAAGGCUGGUACUCUAAAACCCUAUCGCAAGGUGCAAAAGAAGUACUGUUAAAAUCAGUGGCCUUAGCACUUCCAUUUUAUGCUAUGUCAGUGUUCAGGUUACCCAAAGAUCUGUGUGCGAAGAUCACUAGCGCUAUUGUGGAGUACUGGUGGAGCAGUGGAGAUAAGAAAAGAAAGAUUUCAUGGGUAGCGUGGCAAAAACUAUGUAAACCUAAGGAGCAAGGAGGUCUUGGCUUCCAUGAUAUUGGCAAGUUUAAUCAAGCUCUACUAGGGAAACAAGCAUGGAGAAUCUGGAACAAUCCAGACUCAUUGGUGGCCAAAGUACUUAAAGGUAAAUACUUCAGAAGAGGCAACUUCCUGGAAUGUGGUUUGGGCUCGCGUCCUUCCUUUGUGGGAGAAGCAUCAUGCAUGGUAGAGAGCUCCUACAACAAGUGGAUUAUUGAUACUAUUCCUCGACCGCCAAUGUACAAAGCAAACAGUGUUGUUAACUUGGCCCUUAAGGAAGAUUCAGUCCGAUGGGGUUUCAGUAAAGAUGGAAGCUACAAUACUCGGAGUGGAUAUAAGCUCUUAGAAGCCCUGACUGACUUCAAUCAUCCCCAAGCUCGCGUCUUGCCACCGAUCGAAAAACAGUUGUGGAAGAAUCUCUGGAAAAUCAAAGCGCCUCCAAAGAUUAAACACUUUAUUUGGAGAGCUCUAUCGGGAGCUUUGGCAAUUAAGGAGCGUCUUACCACUCGGGGUAUUCAGAUUGAUACCACUUGCUCUAACUGUUCAAGAGAAUCUGAAAGCAUUUGCCAUAUGCUUUUCGUUUGUGAAAAGGCAAAAGAAGUUUGGGACCUUGCCAACAUUUCAUUACCUCAAACUGGUUUUCAAGGAACUCUGUAUUCCUAA